CGUUCCUCUCCCGCCCGCGGGACGCGGCCGUGGGGCAGUUGCGGGGAAGGGGAGAGCCGAGGGCAGGGUGUCUCUCAGAGGCACCGGGCGUUUAGCGGCUGAGCCUGGGGCAUCGCAUCGCCGCUGCGCCCGGGAUGGAGCUGGGGCGGCUGGAGUACCUGCAGGCCCUCGUCACCGAGUUCCAGGUGACAGACAGCCCAGAGGCCAAGGAGCAGGUGCUGGCGAACCUGGCCAACUUCGCCUACGAUCCCAAAAACUACGAGUACCUCCGGCAGCUUCAGGUCCUGGAUCUGUUCCUUGAUGCGCUCACCGAAGACGACGAGACCCUCGUGGAGUUUGCGAUUGGAGGUCUUUGUAACCUGUGCCUGGAUAAAACAAACAAAGACUACAUCUUGGAGGCAAAUGGGGUAGAGCCCAUAAUCAACUGCCUCUCCAGCUCCAACGAGGAGACGGUCAUGUCGGCAGUCACGACACUGAUGUACCUGACAACACCACAGUCGUGCCAGCAGACCACGGCUCUGCCGGUGGUGGAGUGCAUGCUUCGCUUCUCGCUCUCGGCCAGCAGAAGGCUAAGCAAUCUGGCAACUGUCUUCCUGGAGGAUUACUGCACACCGCUGCAAGUGGAAGAGGCCAGGAAUCUAAGUAAACACACAGCGGUGGGGAUUCCUCUCCCCAAAGACUGAAGCUGUCAGAGCAGCACGGAGCUGUUGAGGGGGAGAUCCCACUCUGUUUUCCCAGGCCUCCGCUUUCUGCUCAGCAGGAGCCAGGAGUGUAUCGAGAACAACAUUAAAGAGGGAAAUUGGUCAUGUUAGCACUGGAUUUUAGUGAAUAAAGAGGAUGGUACCACACUACCAUGUAAGUCAGGUCAAGCACGCACCUAAAACUGCAAGCAAAUAUUUAAAAUAAAACAGGUCAUGGCGGUCGGAGAGCAGGCUGCCAAGUGCAGCCCAGCACCAAGCUUGCACAAGUAACCUGUCCCAGCAUAUGGGUUUUUUCUGCCUGGGUUACUGGGCAGCGUGUAUCCCCUCCAGUUCCUGGCUGGAUUUGCUGCAGCUCUCCUCUUCAGUGUCAACUCAAAUGACUUUGCAAUGUCACAUAAACUUUAUUCCUCCUGCAGAGGAAAGGUGGUGUUGCCCUGGCAGUUUGCAAUAUUACUGCGUCCCUUUGGCACUAAACGCGCCAUCCUGUUGUCGUGGCAGAGGCACCCGGCUAGUAAAUUGCUACACAGGGCAGGUCGUAGCUAUCUGAUAAAUCGGGACGUGGAAAGUUGUUUUUCUCUUGUUACCACUGGUGAAAAAGGUGAAUGUUAAAAGAAAGGCCUCAUGGCAGUCUGGCUCAUGAGAACAGCUGUCUUGUAAAACCUUCUCUUAAUAAAACAUUAACUUAAA
Messenger RNA from Phalacrocorax carbo (great cormorant), 1388 nucleotides. The record is from RefSeq and is a predicted model, not a curated record. Lineage: Eukaryota; Metazoa; Chordata; Aves; Suliformes; Phalacrocoracidae.